AUGCACCAAUAUCAUCUGCUGCUUCUUGUUUGUUCAGUUGGUCUACAGGUUUUAGGAUAUACCUCGGCGGCGCAGCACUACGUCCGCGAACACACGUGGGUUUUUGAAAUUUUAAAAUUUAAAAAAACUGUAAAAACUUUUACAAGCUGGCUUGAACGAAAGGUAGGGUAGGGCAAGGUAAGAAAUACUUUUACGAAAUAAAAAAGCUUGGAUAGGGUAGGCUUAAUAGGAGUUUAAAUGCUGUCCCGAUCUUUUUACAAGGCUAAAGUAGAGCGAAGAUAUAAUUAGAGUAACAGAAGGGUAAGGUAAGGUACAACAAUGGUAGAGCAAAAGACAGGUUGGGCAGGACUAUAGUGAAGUAUUAGUUUUGACAUAAAGAACCCGCCAUUUUUUACAGGAAAUUACAUUCAAAGUAUGGCGGGUUCUUUAUGUCGGCACCUAAUAAAAGUAAGGCGUAGAUAAGCUAGAGCUCUAAAUGUAUCAAGUAGUAUUAGGCAAGGGUUAAGCUAAAGCCAUAACCAAACUUAAAAGCAUGACCUUGAGCUAGGCUUUGGAAUAGUGUUAGGGCUAAGCCUGACCUUUUGCGAAAGUAAUGUUUUUUAUUUCAGAUUCAAAAAUAGAUAUUGUUACAGUUGCAUGUCACGGGAUUUCGAGAAACACUGGUCGUAUUUGGAUCAGGUAAGCAUGGAUUUCAAUUUUAAUGCCUGCUGGCUUGGCCCGUUUUGAUUUUUUUUGGCCCGACCUAUUUUAUAAACAAAGAUAUGACAAUAGUAUGUUGACAAUAAUAAUAUUAGUGUCAUUAUUUGAUGUAUUGUAGGCAUGUAGAUUUGUGCUAUAUAAAGCACAAUUUUAUUUACGGCUCAUAAAUUAUGUUUUGUAAAGAAAUUUCUUGCCAUUUCUUAUUUUGUAAAGAAAGUUUACGCCACGAUUUGUUUAUAUUUUGAUGUUGUUUAAGAAUCGAAAAGCCGAAACACCCCUCAGGCUGACAUAAAUUGUAAUUCGAUCCGUUGAGAUGGAGCAGAAAAAAACUUUUGUCAUAUUAUUUGGCUUCGAAGCAUUAAAUGGGGCCUUUCCGUCGUAAAAUUUGUUAUAAAAUUUGUUGUGCCAUCAUAAAAAGUUGAAAUGAAAGUAACACAAUGCCAGGCCAAGCGAGAGGAAUUUAAUCAGCCGGCUGACGCUAAUUCUCCGGUCUGGCUAAUAUGGGGAGGGGGGGGAGGGGUUAUGAUAAAAAUGGGGUAUAAUAUGAAAAAUGGCAAGAACAUUCUUUACAAAACAAAAAAUGGCAAUAACUUCCUUUACAAAAAAAAUAGCAAGAACUUUCUUUACAAAACAAGACAUUGCAAGAACUUUCUUUACAGCGAAAAAUGUAAAAAUUUCAAAAUAAAAAAAAAUUUAAUAUCUUCUCCUACCAAAAUAUAAAAAAGUGUUAAAAAACAUUAAACAUGACCCAUUUACCAUGAAUCAAACCCAUUCUUCAGAUUUACUAUCGGCCAAUUAAUUUUACGGAUGAGUGCCAUUCGAUGGCUCCGGAGAAAUUUAUUGGCCGUCAGCCUUGUAGUCAUUCAUUAUGUGUUACCGUAGUGGAGCCGAGAGUAUUGGCAGGUACGUUUUUUCAUGAUAGUACUAUGUAGCACUAUUGAUGUUUGAAAGAGCACUCGUACUCAAUAGCUCUGGAGUUAAUCUUUUGUACUUGUACUUAAUAGCACUAGUGUUCAUCUUUCACACUCGUACUCAAUAGCACUGGUACUGUUUUAUAAGUUCUACUAGCGCUUUCUAUAUGCUAUCUAUUACUGUAUAGUACUAGAAUAACACUAUGAUACUUGAUAGUACUAAUGGUACUAUAUAGUAGAAAUAGUACAUAGUGGCACUAUAGUACUGUUGGAUACUACUAAAAGUAUUGUGUAGUUUAUGCUUUAGAUAACUACUAGUACUAUAUAGUAUCAGUACUAGUAAGUAUGCAUAUUUGAUAGCACUUAUAGUACUUGAAAGCACUCUUAAUACUGUAUAGUACUAUUAGUCUUUUAUAUCACUACUAGUACUCUAUGUGUAGUACCAGUACUGGUACUUGAUAACACUACUAGUAAUACAUAAAAAUGAAUUUUUGAGUUUAAAACCGAGUGUUUGAGACGAAGAACCACCGUUUUAUGCUUGAACAACUCAAGAACAAUACCAUUUUCAUCGCUUUUUAGACCAUUGAAACAAUUUUUAGGCCGCUACGUGGGAAACAACGUCAUCCGCGGAUGCUUUUCGACCGUGUUCAAGUACGGCGAAGUGCCUGUUAACACUGUGGCAGGUAUGACAUUGCUAAAUAUAACCCUACCCUACCCUACCCUACCCUGACUUGGUUUGGCUUGGCUUGGCUUGGCUUAGCUUGCUGUGCCGCGCCCUGCCUUGCCCUGCUCUGCUUUUCCCUGCCUUUGUCCAGCGCAACCCAGCCCAGCCCAGCCCAGCCUAGCCCAGCCCAGCCCAGCCCAGCCCAGCCCAGCCCAGCCCAGCCCAGCCCAGCCCAGCCCGACCCAGCCCAGCCCAGCCCAGCCCAGCCCAGCCCAGCCCAGCAAAACCCAGCCUAGCCCAGCCUAG
Molecule: messenger RNA, 2580 nt
Organism: Bursaphelenchus okinawaensis
Lineage: Eukaryota; Metazoa; Nematoda; Chromadorea; Rhabditida; Aphelenchoididae
Source: the annotation of a GenBank genome assembly